Molecule: messenger RNA, 291 nt
Organism: Funneliformis mosseae
Lineage: Eukaryota; Fungi; Glomeromycota; Glomeromycetes; Glomerales; Glomeraceae
Source: the annotation of a GenBank genome assembly
AUGAAAAUGAAACUUCAACUGGUAUAUGGAAAAAGUAUGUUGUUACAAAUAGAAAUCCAAAUUGACAACAUAAAUGAAAGUUUUCAGUUACCAAAAGGGUGGAUGUUAAAAGAGAAACAAAUCUUUGGAGGCAAAGGAACUGGAAAAAGAAUGAUUAAAAAGAUAAAAAAAUCAGGAGGAAUUGAAGAACAAGACAUACCAAAAACUUUUACAAUUCAGGACUGGAUUAGUAGGUAUGCGACAGCAUUAAAAGACCAAGCUACAAAGACGGCACUUCAAAAUAAGAAAUAA